GAAGUUUGAUUGUGAAAGGAGGUAUCAAGCUGCGCUGGGAGGUGUACCAGCAUCAUGUCAGGAAGUUACCGAGAAUAUGGACGGGAUGGAGAUCGAGACCGACGCCGAGAAGCUAUCCGCAAUGAAGAUCAAGACAGAGGACGUGAUGAUAGAUUGGACCAAAGACCGAAGUACGGUAGGGAGCGCCGAGCAUCCUCAAGAGAGCCACCAAAACGUUUUGUUCCCGUUUGCUACGAGUGCGGAGAGCUCGGGCACUAUCGCAAUCAAUGUCCGCGGCUUAGUGGUGAGGGCAGUUCCCGAUUCCCAUCACGGGGUCGAUCGACAUCACCAAGGAACUAUCCAAGACAUCCAGAUAGGAGACCGACUUGUGAUGAACCUGUACUGAAGAAGCAAUUUGAGGAUCUAUCAAGUAUUGUCGCUACGAUGAAAGAAUUCGUCGAAAGAGAGAAUGCAAGAAGGGAGGAGAAGGAGAGGCGAAAACAGGAAAAGGCGGAGCGUAGGAAGCAUGAAGAGGAAGCAAAAGCGGAGGCGGAACAUUUGGAAAUGGAGAAGAAGCUUGAGGCUGAACGUCGUGAAAACGAGAAGAAGAAGGAAACGAUGAGGUUGGCGGAACAGAAGGAACAGAUGAAAAAAGAGGUGAUCUCCACAGUAUCGGUGCACAUGGGUGGUUUGCGAGAAGAGCUCAAGUACCAUAUGGGCAGAUGCCUGGAGGAGCUAGCCAAGCUUAAGGGAAAGGCUAAAAAGCAAUCGCCCAGCACUGGACAAUCAUCCGAUGAUGAGUACGAGUCAUCCGAGAGUGAAGUUGAAGCUCUUAGUGAGAAGACCGGACACCUAACUAUUGGAGGGAAGAGACGACGUGGACCUGAGAAAGCGAUUGGUGACAGCCCGCCAAUGGAAUCGCGUGCCAAGCGCACCUCGAAGAAGCCAGGAGGGAGUUAUGCAAGAACGACGGGACGGCUGCUGGGCUGUAAACCGAUCCCUAUGAAGAACUCGCCAACGAGGAAGACUCCGAGAAAGACCUCAGCGAAGAAGGUGAGGAAGAUACCGGCUACUAUCGGCCCUAUGGGCCGAGUUCGGUAUAUGAAAGAUAACCUCCGGGAGUUGGGAGAACUGACCGUGGAGGAUCUGAAGAAGAUCUGCCGAGAUGAAAACGUGGCGUACAAAGGAUUGAAGAAAAUGAACACCAUCCUGGCUAUCACUGAAAAGAGAACGCAUGAGGCUUACGGAUCAGCGGACGACGAAGCUCCUGAGGAGGUGAAUACAAAAACUACAUAUGAAGAAGACCAAACGGCGACCACUGAUGACGACGCUGCUACAGUUGGCGAAAGGGUUUUUCUGUUGUCGAAGGAGUUGUCUGAGGCCUUCAACCGCUGGAGUAAUUGUCGAGGGAAUGCGGCUAAAUUUAGCCGCGAGGAAGUUGAUCAGUGCUUGAUUCGUAACCCUGAACCUGUGAAGUGCUAUUUGAAAUUGUCUGAUGUGGAAACGGUAAAAAGGCCUUUGGAUGGAUAUGUGUUGACGCCACUUGACCGUAAUUCGGGUGAAACGUUAGUACUGUGCCCUUUUGUCUACUAUGAUGCCAUGUUGAGUCUGUUUAUCCAGAGUCCCGGGUACACUGUGGAAGUCAGAUCGGAAGCUGAAGUACUGAAUACCAUGAGGAUGGAUUUGAAGAAAGUGGGCCUACAGCGAUUUGGUGGUUGGAACAGCAAGGGGAGAAUGGGCGAUGCUUAUGCUCUCCCAAAACACAAGGACAUAUCGAGAUACCGACCGAUAUGCCCUACGUUCUCUGAACCAACAGUGCGAGCUGGGAGAUGCGUGGCGAAAGCCCUUAACCACCUACUUUUCACGCUCCCUCAGGAUUGGCACUUUAACCUAAGGAGAUCUUCCAAGAACGGUGACAGGAUGGAUCGACGACUGACCAACGGUAGACUGGCAGGCACGACAACAAGAGUGAGCAAUCGGCAACGCAAUGCGGGGUUUGUGGCGAAGCAAGCGUACGACCCGACGUUGUAUGCUCACCUGCCUUCGCAUGAGAUUCCUCUGCCGCCGUCAGAUGACGAGGGGGAAGACGUCAGGUCGUUGACUGUGCCGUUGGGAAGUGGUUCCACGCAGGAUUGGGCGGCAACGCAGUCCGACGGUGGCAGGCAAGUGGAGACCCCGUGGUCUUACACUUCACUGCUGAAGGAGGGGCUGUGCGACGACAAUGGCAAUGCAACGAGGAGGAGUCGGCGAGAAUCAACGUCCGGAAUGGAUGCGCUUAUCACCAGCGUGGGACCGCGUGGACGACAGCAACAGGAGGACGCGUCCGAGACAGUUGCGCACGUAGAACGAGACGGCAGGCAGUUGUGGGCAGAGUGCAGGCAGACCUUGCGUCAAGCUGAAACAGACACAAUAACGAGAGGGGUGCAAGGGCUCCACAUCGACGAAGGCGACGAUGCGGCUGUUCAGGAGCCCCUCGACUUCGACGACGUUGACGGUGACGACGAUUGCAACUUCGACGAUUUGCCUGAGAUUAGGCCACUUGGGAGGAAGGUGAGGAACGGCGGUGCGAGUGCGAAGAAGGGUUCCACUCCGAGAAAUUGGAGGAACAACUUGAAGAAAAUGGACGACGACACAGGCGGGAGCGAUGGCGAGGGCGCUCGAAAUUUCUGGUCCGUCAGAGACACGAUCACACUCGUGAGGGCGAAAAGGGAUCAAGAUUUGUAUUUCGCAGGCAUGGGGCACAAUUUCCGCCGCAUGAAGAUCAGGGAAUGGACGUGGGAGGACGUCCGGUCCAGGUUGCAGAAGAUGGGCGUCACGAGGAAGACCGUCGACUGCGGGAAGAAACGAGACAACUUGAUGCAACACUUCAAGAAGGUUCACAAGUUUCAGCACCUCUCCGGUGGUAAGGACUACUUCAAGCUUGCUUCAUCAGCCAGGAGAUCGGAGGGCUUCAACUUCGUUAUGGACCGGAGCAUGUACGACGAAAUGGAGCCCAUGACGAAGGGGGAUCACACGAUCCACCCGAAGAAUUGGAGGACACGAGGGCGCCAGGAGGGGUUCAGAUGCCAGCAGGCGCGGGGGCUGUAGGGGAAUCCAUGGGCAGUGAGGGUGGAGGGGAGCCCGUCGACGAGGAGCAGGAGUCGACGAAAGAUUGGACAUUCAGCGCGGGGAGCGCCGGCGGUUCCGGGAAAAGGAAGGACAUGCGGAAACAAACCUUUGAGGCCGUC
Messenger RNA from Chara braunii, 3206 nucleotides. Lineage: Eukaryota; Viridiplantae; Streptophyta; Charophyceae; Charales; Characeae. The record is from the annotation of a GenBank genome assembly.